AUGUGCAUCUUGCAAUUCCACAAUGCUCGUGACUGUCAGCAGGCCUACAACGAAUGUCUUCAAGGCAAAGAAAUUGGUGGACAGUUGUUGCAUGCAGAAUUUAAUGGAGAUCGGCGCUCCAGUUCGUCAGAAAACCUUUACACUAGUCAACAGUAUGGAGGCAACUCUAGAGAUUUCAGACGACCAUAUGCAGAAAAUGAUUACGGCCGUCAAACACUUGAUGACAAUAAUGGAUCUGAGGGUGAUGGUCCUUCUAACACUUCCUGUACACUGACCGUAUCAAACCUUCCGUACUCAGCAUCUGAAAGAGACAUUGUGCGCGAGUUCCCAGAAGCUCUGCGAGUGGCACUGUCGUUAGACGAACAAGGCCGUUCAAGAGGUGUUGCGCAUGUGACAUUCUCAAACUCGGACCAGUGCAGUGCCGCUCUUACCUCUUGUGGCAACAAGAUGAUGGGUGGAAGACCCAUGCGCGGACGCAUCCAGAGAGAUCAGGAACACAGUCAACAAGCGGGUUAUAACAAUCAACGUCCUUACCACCGUGACCAAAGAGACUAUGGUCAACGUGGCCAACGGGACUAUAAUCAGCGCAAUUUCAAUAACCGGGACCACAGCAACCAGCGUGAGAAUGGUAACCAGAGGGACAACAGUCAACGCGAAUACAAUCAACGUGAUUAUAGUGGUCAACGAGACUAUGCUAACAGGCAAGGAAGGCAGUUUGACUACAACUCCGGGAGGGGAGAAAGAGAUGUAAACCGUUUUCAAAGCGGUUCGGCAAAUAGAGGUGGAUCACGUGACUUUGGACGGAACGACCGGUUCGACUGGUCAGAUCAAAGACGAGAUCGCAGCCCAGCUAGAGUUAACAAUUCUGCAGCCAAAUCCCCGCAACCUGGUGUCGCACCGGAGCCAAAGAACAAACGUCUCACGAAUGGCAAAACGACCCCAUUGAAACCUGGAUCUAAACGACCAGUUCCCGUUGGUAGUGAUGACAGUGGGUCAGAUAUCGAGACAGGUCAUGUCACUGAUUUGAAAAUGUCGCACAAAAAGCUGAAACUCGGUGACACAAAACUUGAGCCAGAAAAACAUGAGAUUGAAAGUGAGGAGGACGAAGACGAUGAAGUGGAAGAUGAUGAUGAGGAUGACGACGAUGAAGAUGAUGACGAUGAAGAUGACGAAGAUGAUACUGGGGACGAUGAUGAUGAAGAGGAUGAAGAUGAUGAUGAAAGCGAGGAAGGCAAGACACCUAAAAAUCUUCAGGCAGGGUUCAGUCCCGGUCCGAAGGUCAUGGUACUAGGCUUCCAGGGGAAUCCCGGUCAUUUGCGCAAAGAAUUCCCGACAUGCAUUGAUGUUCAGUACGAUAAAAAUAAAAAAAAGGCGAUUCUUAAAUUCCCUUCUUUGGAAGUCCGACAAGCUGCCGUCUCAGAGCCGAAAUUCAUAAACGGUAGGAAACUGAAAUUGUCACUGCUGGGUGGUCCAGAACUUAAAACCGCUAUGAUUUUGGGUGUUUCAACUGAUGUGAAGGAGUCUGAAAUCAAAGGGUUGUUCGAUGGCGUGGUUUCAGUAACACGCGAUUCAACUUCCUCUGGGAACCACCAGCAACCGUCAAUUACUGUUGAGUUCAAGACAGCGACGGACUGUGAAAAGGCAAUUUCCUCCAAUGCUACGUUAAACGGCAAACGCAUAACAAUCUUCCUGAAAGGGAUAUUCGUUGAUGAGGUCUCCGGUAAGAAGCCUGAAACCAUCGCUGGCUUGAAACAAGAUGAACCCCCUGCCAAAAGGGCGAAAGCUGCUGCAGUUGUCCCCGGUAGUGGCAAGUUGAAGGUCGAAGUGUUGGGCGAAGUCCCAAAGGUAGAAGAAAUUAGCAGUGUUGAAGAUGAUGACGAAGAAGAGGAUGAUGACGAGGAUGAAAGCGAGGAGAGUGAUGACAGCGAUGAUGAUGAUACAGACGAUAUGUCCGCUUCACAAACAUACCAGUCCAACCAAGGGACCUCGUUGGCUGUAUACAAUCUGCCUUGUUCGGCCAGUGAAACGGAGGUCCAAUCGGUAUUUCCUUCAGCUAAGUCGGUCAACAUUGUACGAAGUCAUUCUGUGCCUCCACAAUCCAAAGGCAUGUGCAUCUUGCAAUUCCACAAUGCUCGUGACUGUCAGCAGGCCUACAACGAAUGUCUUCAAGGCAAAGAAAUUGGUGGACAGUUGUUGCAUGCAGAAUUUAAUGGAGAUCGGCGCUCCAGUUCGUCAGAAAACCUUUACACUAGUCAACAGUAUGGAGGCAACUCUAGAGAUUUCAGACGACCAUAUGCAGAAAAUGAUUACGGCCGUCAAACACUUGAUGACAAUAAUGGAUCUGAGGGUGAUGGUCCUUCUAACACUUCCUGUACACUGACCGUAUCAAACCUUCCGUACUCAGCAUCUGAAAGAGACAUUGUGCGCGAGUUCCCAGAAGCUCUGCGAGUGGCACUGUCGUUAGACGAACAAGGCCGUUCAAGAGGUGUUGCGCAUGUGACAUUCUCAAACUCGGACCAGUGCAGUGCCGCUCUUACCUCUUGUGGCAACAAGAUGAUGGGUGGAAGACCCAUGCGCGGACGCAUCCAGAGAGAUCAGGAACACAGUCAACAAGCGGGUUAUAACAAUCAACGUCCUUACCACCGUGACCAAAGAGACUAUGGUCAACGUGGCCAACGGGACUAUAAUCAGCGCAAUUUCAAUAACCGGGACCACAGCAACCAGCGUGAGAAUGGUAACCAGAGGGACAACAGUCAACGCGAAUACAAUCAACGUGAUUAUAGUGGUCAACGAGACUAUGCUAACAGGCAAGGAAGGCAGUUUGACUACAACUCCGGGAGGGGAGAAAGAGAUGUAAACCGUUUUCAAAGCGGUUCGGCAAAUAGAGGUGGAUCACGUGACUUUGGACGGAACGACCGGUUCGACUGGUCAGAUCAAAGACGAGAUCGCAGCCCAGCUAGAGGUGAGCCCGUCCGUGGGUAUGGCAGCUCCAAAGGACCGCGGAUAACAUCAGCUGUUAUUCACCGCCCGGGAAAUGCUAGUCCUUCGGAAUCCUCUUCUUCCGACGAAGACUAA
This is a messenger RNA of Heterobilharzia americana, 3075 nucleotides long. The record is from the annotation of a GenBank genome assembly. NCBI's taxonomy places the organism in Eukaryota, Metazoa, Platyhelminthes, Trematoda, Strigeidida, Schistosomatidae.